AUGAACAGCUACCCGGCCGAGCUCACACACCAUGCCUACGCCUCCAUGCUCGUUGCGGGCCUCACCAAGCCCUCUCCGCGGAGCGCGCCUCUGGCAAGGUCAGAGUCCUCCUCCAGCAGGACAGGAAGGUCGGGCGCUUCACCUUCGCAACCGCAGGGCAACUCGGAAGCUACCUCAUCCCCGUCCAGGGAGCCCUCGGCGCCAGUCGCUGGACCCUCCUCGUCGCCGCUGGUCGCCCUGCCCACCGACUUCUUCCCGGAAUUGUGCGAGCAAUUAGCAGAAGUCUUCUUGUCCAGGGGACGCAAUGCAGUCUGGGAUCCUGCUAGGGGGCGAUCGGCAGUCUUCCACUCCGUCAUGGUAGAUCAUACCGUUCGCCUUCCUCCACGCAAGACAAGACCCAGUCCACGCUCCAUAGCAGCUCCCGAUAGCACGACCACCUCUGCGGCCCAGUUGGCAGCGCUACAGCCUCGGUCUCCCCUCUCCCCUCUACAUCCAGGCAGUCCCCUCUUUCCCGAUGGCCUCGUCGCUCCCAUCUGGGCACGCAAGCAUCGCGACCUCGUACCAUCCGUAUUCGUAGCCUUCCACUGCCUCGUGGAGCCCUAUGUUGAGGACGACGCGGCAGCAGCAUCGGCAGAGCCAAAUGCUUCCGCAGAAGUGGGUCAGCAGAGGAAGAGAAAAGGGCUUACAGGCCAAGAACUCAAGGCGAGGGAUGACGAGCUCAUCAAGCUCAUCUCGGACAGAAAGAGGGGCCUGGUGGAGAGGGGAAUCAAGCUGACGGUAGUACUGCUGACCAGUAGAGCUAUGCUAGAGAAUGCCCAACUCGAGGCUCGACUGAGUUAUAUUCGAAGAUCCUCAGGUCUGGACUCCAAAGCAUCUCUCUUCGUCCUCACACCGGUCCCUCAGAGCGAGCUCGGAGACUUCGUCACGUCUCUGCAGACCACUCUGUAUGAGCAUUCGCUAGACUACUAUCGAGAGCACGCUCGGCGCGUACGGCGGAAACGAGCUCGUUAUCCUCCGUCACCUGCAGUAGUACAGCCCAUCCUCCAGUCAGUGGCAGCGUCUCGCCCGGGAGGAAAAGCCGUGGAUCUAACGCCACUGAGUCGUGAAGGCUGGCAUGCCAGAGCAGAAUACAAGUUGGCCAUGUUCUCGGAGUUUCAUGGGGACUACGAGUCAGCCCUCUCCCACUACCAAGAGGCGUACGAUCUUUUAGCAGGGCAGCGAGGUAUGCUUGGUAGUACGAUGCUGCUCCCGCCACGGACAAAACGAUGGGCCGAAGCAAAGGUUCUCUGCGACACCGUGUCAUUGCGGAUAUGCAGACUGUACCUGUACGGAGACAAUGGUGAAGCUGCUUUGACCCACUUCCGAAAACAUGUCGCUCGCUUCGUCGAGCUGAGCUCGGGCUGGGGAAUCGGAGAUGCUACCUUCGAAUUUUGGAGCUGGCUGUCCAAGCAAUAUCGGCUAAUGGGUGACCUGCUCGACCAGGCCACUCGUCUAAUAUCCGGCUCUCCUCUACCACCCUUUCUACUACCUCUCCAUGCCCCGCCCUUGCCAUCGUAUCUCCUCCAUCCCAAGAUCGCAGAUCACACACAAGACUUUCCUUCGCUGAGAGCUGCUCCUAACGGACUGCUGUCCCCCAACCAGGCUGCCAUGGCGGCUGGCACGACAACAGCCGGGGUCCUUCAGGGUCCUGGCGCCUUCUACUACCUGGCAGCUGUGUGUGCCGAAGAACGACAGAAGAGGUUCUACCGAAUGCGAGAGCUAGAAAAGAAAGGAGAAGUGUCGGAAGGUGGGGCGGCGGCAUUGAUUCAUGAGAAGACAGUGGAUCACGCUGCGCAGAUCGUCGAGGUGUAUGAUCGAGCUCGCGAAGCAUUUCGAGCUGUCAAUCAGCAGAGACAUUCUUGCUAUGCCGCCGCCAAGAUUGCAUCUGUGCACGCCCAAACUGGCCAGUGGAAGCUGGCACUGCGCUUCCUGCAACGGCUCAUCCGGACGUACAAGGCAGAUGAUUGGCCCCUGCCGCUGUCUCAUCUCCUGACGUCAGCGCUCAUUUGCGCAGAGCAAUGCGAAGACCUACACAGCGAGACACAUCUGUUGCUGACUGCCAUGGCUGCGAUGUCCUCGUUACCACUCACAGAGAGAGGCACGGUGGUCUCGAGAUGGUCUUCCCUCGUCAGUCAUGGCGUCGACUCUGUGCCUAAUGGCGCAGAGGACGCUACUCGAGAGCCCACGCCGAUCAUGUUCGAAGCAACGCGAGGACCACUCGUCGCCAGAGUCGUCUUCAAGGAGCAAGCAGUAGCUUUUGGCACUUCGGCAGCCUUCCAAAUCACCAUAGAAAAUCCGCAAGGCUCAGACGGCCCUACACUAAGCUUCGAAGAAAUCGUCUUCAACGAUCAAGGAGGUGCUGUCGUCUGCAGGAGAGAGCACCGCGACAAAGUCUCCGCAGCAAAGGGACGCCAUCUGACAUUGGACGACGUCGGCUCACUAGAUGCGGAUCAGUGUGAGACGAGCACUGCCGAUCUGGUCUGGCCGUCUGGAUGCAGCAAGACCUACAGUGGCCGCAUCGUUUCCAAAUCUCGCGAUACGUUGCGGAUAUCGAGCAUAGAGCUGAAGGCAAGACAUCCGAUUCCGUACGUAUUGCAGCUCAAUGUGGCUGUCGGGGAUCCGCUGCAAUCACCUGAGGCUCCACUGUGGCUCGCGAAGCCCAAGCGAGGCAAAUCUCUGCAGUGGGUCCACCUAGAGCACCGCCCAGAUGCUUCCUCUUGCUUCAUCAAGGCUCCUUCGCACAAGCUCUCUGUAGACCUCAAGCAUCACCCUGUAGGCUUCCUUGACGAAGCAGUCGUUGUAGAGAUUAUCGUCGCGAAUGAGGACCGCGACCCGCUCGUUUGCUCAGCCGACGUCAUGCUUCAGCCGGCCUACGCAGGCUCACAGGAUGAGCUAGGACAGAGCAUUGGUGGUCAGCCUACCCUCUCCGGUAGCCUUAAGGACUUGUCCUUCGGUAGCAUUGCUCCUGGUGCAGCUGCUCGAACUAGCUUCUUCCUUCGUAGCAGACACCGCAGUGGCGUCAGGUCCAUGACCAUCUUUGUGCAGAGCAGAUCGGGUUCAGCUGCAAUGAACGGAGACAGCGAAGCUGCGACGGGCGCGGGCGAAGGCUCAGAGCUCGUCAGUGAGACCGUCAACGACAUUUCGAUACCCAUCCAGAGGAUCUUCAGAGCAGAGUACAGUGCAGAGUGGAGAAAGGGUAGCGCAAGCGCCGAUGGCCCAGGUGGUGAGGACAUGUCUAGGGGCAGCAGUCAAUUGAGUGAUGGCAGCAGCGGAGCCGCGGCCUCCCUCGCGGACGACUCUUUCGACGAGAUCGCCAAGUCACCCCUUGUCAAACAGGUCCAGACGAUAGCCACUGCUAAUCUUCACGCUGCUUUCGGCGUCCUCAGCAAGGAAGCGAUCACCAUCAGCGACGUCGUGGUGUCACUCCAGGACGAGCAACAGCACAGUGCCCGACUCGUUGCGCCCAAGUCUGACACCGAAGAAGCGGCUCGACGGCGCGACGAGGUGCGCAAGUUCACGCUCGAUGGGCAAUGGCGGGAAGGCGAUCGGUGGGGCUUCUCGUGGCUCGUCGAGGUAGAUCUCAAGGGCUCCACCGAGUCAAAUCGAGGUCCAACGGGCCACCUCGUCAUCACUUGGGCAAGGGCACGGCCAGAGGGUUUCGAGCAAGGCGGUAAAGGAGGGGCUGCUCAUGACUUCUUUGAAAACAUCAGCAGACUUCCACUACCGAUCCUGGCCCCUCCUCAUUUCAACGCUAGGGUUCUCGUCGCCUCGCCCCCGGUCACGCACACCCUCCAACCCUUCACUCUGGUCUUCGUCGUCGUGAAUCCUUCCUCGAGUCAGAUGGAUGUAAACGUCUUUAUCGACGACAGUCCCGUCUGGAUCAUCGGGAACCGCACUCUUUCCAUUCCCGGUAUACCCGCGAGGGGUAGUCGAAGUGUGCCGACGAGAUUGGUUCCGAGGCAGGAGGGGACGUGGAUGCUCCCCAGGGUGAGGGCCUUUCAGCAGAGGACAAAGGAGGAGAUGGAGGCGGGACUGAUACUGAAUGAGAGCCAGUAUGGAGUGCCUCUCCAUGUCCGCUUCAGAGCUAGCGCUGGAGCCACCCUCGGAGCGGCGGCAAUGCGAGCCAUUGCCUCUGGCGCUGCUCAAGCCGAGCAGGAAGGUCCUGCGUUGUCCGUCCUUGUCCUGCCACAAGAUACCUCUGCCUAG
This is a messenger RNA of Microstroma glucosiphilum, 4245 nucleotides long. RefSeq lists its product as hypothetical. The coding region runs from base 1 to 4245 and encodes 1414 amino acids. The record is from RefSeq and is a predicted model, not a curated record. Lineage: Eukaryota; Fungi; Basidiomycota; Exobasidiomycetes; Microstromatales; Microstromataceae. The transcript is spliced from 6 exons. Gene Ontology annotation, molecular function: protein binding.